This is a messenger RNA of Didymodactylos carnosus, 411 nucleotides long. The record is from the annotation of a GenBank genome assembly. NCBI's taxonomy places the organism in Eukaryota, Metazoa, Rotifera, Eurotatoria, Philodinida, Philodinidae.
AUGUGGUCUUCUCAGUUAUUAUCUAGUACAAAAAUUAAGUCAGAUUAUCCAUUAGAACCUAAAACAUGUAGUACACCAAAAUUUAUUCAUGUUAAAAAUGAUCAUUACAUACUAGCUACGGCCAUCACAAGUCCUCAUCUAUCAAAACAUGUAGAAGAUAAAAUUUUUAGUCAACGAUCAGUAUCAACACAUUCACAUAAGAUAAUUAGAGAAAAACUACAGCAACAACGACGACAACGAACAAGAAUUAAUACAAGUACAGGGAUUAAUCGAUUUACAUAUAAUUCUAAAAUGACAGAAAUAACGAGACAGAAAAAACGAAAACAUUUUGGAUGGUUAUAUUCAAAAACAAAACUAUUUUCCCUAUCGAAGUUGUUAUCAAAAAGAAGAAAGACAGUGUAUCAUGUAUAA